AUGUGGGAUGAUCUCGAGGAUCACUUGGAUCUGAGUCUUGACUUCGACGAACCACCCAUCCCCACCCCUGCCACACCCCCAGCGACUCAACCCCGUUCUUUUCCUACGUGCAUCCCUCCCCCUAUCCCCGAACCGCUUCCCACGCCUCCAGCCCCAGAUCAAGCUGCCGGGACGGAAACGGCACCUAUUUCAGAGACUCUUACGAUCCCGCAACACUCGCAUUAUCCUGAUAUCGUGAAUGCGUUGCACCGGGUUUUCAAGCUGAAGAACUUCCGCCCUAAGCAACUACCCGCUGUCUCAGCGGCGAUGGAGGGCAAGGAUGUCUUCGUUCUUUUCCCGACCGGGAGCGGCAAGAGCUUAACAUUCCAACUGCCGGCCGUCUGCCUCGUUGGCGUCCAUAUCGUCGUCUCUCCCUUGAUGUCGCUGAUGCACGAUCAAGUGGCUGCUCUCAGGCGACUUGGAGUUCAAGUCGAGCAGCUGAGCUCUUCUCUUUCGGAGUCGGAAAGGAGUCGAGUGAAGGCACUGCUGUGGAGCCGGAACGACAAGGACUUGCCGCGACUACUCUACGUCACCCCAGAGCAACUGCAGAUGAGCGGCGAGCUGAAGAGUAUUCUGCAACGUCUGAGUGAACGGAAGCGAUUGAUCAGGUUCGUCAUCGAUGAGGCCCACUGCAUCACAGACUGGGGCCGACGCUUCCGCGACUCCUACUCGCAUCUCAGUCAACUCAGGAAGGAGUUCCCCAACAUCCCUAUCACCGCGCUGACCGCGACCGCGACUCCCGAAGUUGAGAGCGACAUCAUCACACGACUCGGUCUACGAGAUUGUGUUCGGCUCAAGCUUUCCUUCAACCGAAGGAAUCUCGACUAUGAAGUUCGCACGCAAAGGUGCACCGCAGACCUGGUCGCGCAAUACAUCAAGGAAAACCACCCCGGCAAGUGCGGUAUAGUCUACUGUAACUCCCGCGACAGGUGUGAAGAAGUGGCGAAGGCACUCCGAGAUAAGCACGGCUUGCGAUCAAGGCACUAUCAUGCAAUGAUGGAUCCCGGAGACAAGUCGCGUAUUCAAGACGAAUUCUUCCGGGGUGUCGUUCAUGUCAUUGUAGCAACUGUCGCCUUCGGCAUGGGCAUCGACAAGCCCGAUGUCAGAUUUGUCGUGCACUAUUCACUCCCGAGCACAUUGGCUGGAUACUAUCAAGAAACCGGUCGGGCUGGACGUGACGGCGAGCCGGCGGCAUGCGUUCUAUUCUACAGCUACCCCGACUACCAGCAGCGAAUCAGCCAAAUUCGCAAAGAGGAGAAGGACUGGGAGGAGAAGCGGUGGCAAGAAGAAGAUGUCAACGCCGUCCAACGCUAUUGUAUCAACAACGUUCGUUGUCGUCGUCAGCAAGUCCUCGCAUUCUUCGAAGAAGAUUUCGACCCUGGGAACUGCGGCCAACUGUGCGACAACUGCCGUGUAGUGGCGCCAGGCGAGGAGGUAGAUCACACCGCCAACGCCAUCGCGGUCCUCGAUGCGGCGGAAGACGCCAAACGUCAAGGCAAAUCGCUGACUCGGGUCCAGCUCAAGGACGUCCUCCGUGGUUCCAAUAACAAAAAUAUUCGCGAGAAGGGCUUUGACCAGCUUCAAGGCUACGGCUCCUUCAAGAAGUUAUCACAAUCGGCGGUUGAACGUCUCAUCGACGAGCUCCAUAUCAUCGGCGUCCUUGAUAAUGACAUUCAGAUUCGAGGUGACUACCCCCAGAACUACGUCAAGGUC
Messenger RNA from Epithele typhae, 1752 nucleotides. Its product is annotated as ATP-dependent RNA helicase. Gene Ontology annotation, cellular component: cytoplasm; chromosome; nucleus. Gene Ontology annotation, molecular function: nucleic acid binding; ATP binding; four-way junction helicase activity. Lineage: Eukaryota; Fungi; Basidiomycota; Agaricomycetes; Polyporales; Epitheliaceae. The transcript is spliced from 6 exons. The annotation marks the transcript as partial. Gene Ontology annotation, biological process: DNA replication; double-strand break repair via homologous recombination. The record is from RefSeq and is a predicted model, not a curated record.